Messenger RNA from Beta vulgaris subsp. vulgaris (sugar beet), 1902 nucleotides. Its product is annotated as U-box domain-containing protein 4. The coding region runs from base 273 to 1328 and encodes 351 amino acids. The record is from RefSeq and is a predicted model, not a curated record. The transcript has 3 exons. Gene Ontology annotation, molecular function: protein binding. Gene Ontology annotation, cellular component: nucleus; cytoplasm. NCBI's taxonomy places the organism in Eukaryota, Viridiplantae, Streptophyta, Magnoliopsida, Caryophyllales, Amaranthaceae.
CCCCCACAAAGUCCAGGUUCUCUUCCCCAAACUCUUUUCUCUCUGUCCCAAACUCUCUCUCUCCCCCUUAUAUCUUCCUACCAAACCCAACUCAAAACCAGCCUCUACUUCUCUUAACCUCCAUAACUGCCAAAAACAACUACUAAAACUCACACAAUUCCACUCCAUGGACUCCAAAUAACAAACACACCCAAUUCACUCAAAACUUGGAAGAAACAGAUUAAAUUCUACGAGUAAUAAACAAUCUGUACAAAAUAAUCCUACAAAAAAACAUGGAAACCAAAAACGGUUUCACUUAUCUAGGCCGAAAUUUCAGCGACCUCAACCUCAACGACAACUCUUCCUCCGCUUUUAGCGACUGUAACAGCGACAGGUCCGGCGAGUUUUCAUGUGCGUCGUCGGAAAGUCGCCGGAAACUAUGGUUAUCUUGCGCCGGCGCAGCUGAUGAUUUCUCCGACGAUCUCAUCCGUCAAUUAGUUUCCGGCUUAGAAUCCUCCUCAAUCGACGACCAGAAACAAGCCGCCAUGGAAAUACGACUUCUAGCUAAAAACAAGCCUGAAAAUCGGCUUAAAAUCGCCUUAGCCGGCGCAAUUAAACCACUUAUCUCGCUUGUUAACUCAGCCGAUCUUCAGCUUCAAGAAUACGGCGUCACUGCAAUUCUUAAUCUCUCUCUUUGCGACGAGAAUAAGGAUCAUAUUACAACUUCCGGCGCAAUUAAGCCUUUGGUUCGAGCCUUGAAAACGGGCACUUCAACUGCUAGAGAAAAUGCUGCCUGUGCUCUCCUUAGGAUUUCACAGGUGGAUGAGCACAAGGCAUUGAUAGGAAGAUCAGGAGCAAUCCCAGCUUUAGUAGAUCUAUUAGAGAACGGAGGAUUUAGAGGGAAAAAAGAUGCAUCUACUGCGCUUUACUCUUUAUGUUCGAUUAAAGAAAACAAGAUGAGAGCUGUUGAAUCAGGGAUUAUGAAGCCUUUGAUUGAAUUAAUGGCGGAUUUUGGUUCACAUAUGGUAGAUAAAUCGGCGUAUGUGUUGAGCUUAUUGGUGGCGUUGCCGGAAGCUAGAGCAGGAUUGGUUGAGGAAGGUGGUAUUCCGGUGUUGGUUGAGAUUGUGGAGGUUGGUUCACACCGACAAAAGGAAAUUGCUGCGGCGAUAUUGCUACAAUUGUGUGAAGAUAGUGUUGUUUAUCGGACUAUGGUGGCGCGUGAAGGUGCUAUUCCACCGUUGGUUGCGUUGUCUCAGUCGGGUACUAGCCGGGCCAAGAGAAAGGCGGAGACAUUGAUUGAGCUUCUACGGCAACCAAGAUCCGGCAACGCCGCUGCCAGAGACAUUUGAUUAUGUUACUCCUUUCUGUCCCACAUGCCCUCAAGUCCUUCACCCUUGAUUAAUUAUUCUCCCUUCUCUUGCGCGCGCUCUCUUUUCUUUUCUCCUUUUUUUCGUGUUCUUCGCUGAUAGCGUGUGUGCGAGCGUGCGUGCAUGUGGGUGUGUCUAUUUCUUAUCUUUUAAAACUCGUGAUAUUUUUCAUGAGUGAAUUGCCUUCUUUUUAUGGAGGGUUUUUAUUUUCCUUUUUUACUCUUGGAGUUGAGGGUGUGUGGAAAAGGAGUCGGAGUUUGUGUUUGAUGUGUGUAAAUACACUUGGAGAAGUUGUUUUGUACUGUGGAAAUAUAUCUAAUAUCUGUAGCCUAUCUCUGAGAUAGAGAUAGGGGAAAAAAAAUUAUAUAUAGAAGAAAGAAGAAUGAAGGAAAAAAAACCAUAAAGGAAAAAUAUAUUAGUGAAAGUGAAAAAGAAAGGAAAAGAAACUACAGUGUAAAUAGUUUUGUUUCCAUGUUUGUAAAGAGAAGAAAAUGAGUAAAAAUUUUGUGAGAGAUGUUGGAGUCUCCUUUAAUGUAAUUACUAAUAUAUUAUUGUU